Nicotiana tabacum (common tobacco) is the source of this 786-nucleotide messenger RNA. The record is from RefSeq and is a predicted model, not a curated record. Lineage: Eukaryota; Viridiplantae; Streptophyta; Magnoliopsida; Solanales; Solanaceae.
AUGCCACAAGCUCUUCAACAACAGUAUAGACCACCACAGGCUGAACAACUUACAAGCUCGAUGAGUUACAUUGAGGAGAUGCUAAAGAAAUUGAUGGCUGACCAACAGUCCCAAACAACAACGAUGAGAGAUUUGGAGCGACAAAUAGGGCAACUUGCCAAUGCCCAAAAUACUCGACCAGUUAGAGCUCUUCCAACUACCAUAGAAGCAGAUGCAAAAAAUACAAAGGAGUUAGAGAAGCCAGCUGAAGAGGCUGUAGCUAAACAACCCCCGCCAUUAGUUGUGAGGCCACCACCUCCGUUCCUUUAUAGAUUGCAGAAAGUGAAGGAUAAUGCGGCUUAUAAAAAGUUUCUUAAUUUUUUGAAGCAAGUGCAAAUUAAUAUUCCACUGGUAGACAUCUUGCAAGAAGAGCCCAAAUAUGCCAAAUACAUCAAGGACAUAGUGGCAAAUAAGAGGAGGUUGACAGAGUUUGAGACUGUGGCACUCACUGAAGAAUGUAGCUCAAGAAUUCAAAGCAAGCUACCUCAGAAGUUGAAUGAUCCAGGAGUGAUUAAAAAUGUGUUAGUUCAAGUUGUUUCUUUCAUAUUCACUGCUGAUUUAAUUAUCUUGGACUAUAAGCCAGAUCAGGAAGUCCCAUUUAUUUUGGGGCAUCCAUUCUUAGCCACGUGCCGAGCUAUUAUUGAUGUAUCUGAAGGAAAGAUGACAAUGAGAGUUGGUGAUCGAGUGGAGGUGUUAAUGUGUAUAAAGCACUUGUAUUGCCAGCCCACUAUAAAGAGCUAUCCAUAA